AUGGCUAUUCUCGAUCAGGGUGUUGGUUGGGGAAUAAUUUUGGGAUUCGGUGCCUUCUUUGCUAUUGUAAUGACACUCUUAACAUUGGCCCAAAAACGUUAUCUCCAAGAAUAUCAAACAUCCGAAAUGUUUAUGACGGCUCAUCGUUCUGUAAAAACUGGUCUUGUGGCAUCCGCUGUGGUAUCCUCUUGGACUUGGGCUGCUACACUUUUACAAUCCUCUUCUGUAGCAUAUAAAUAUGGCGUUUCUGGACCUUUUUGGUAUGCUUCUGGUGCUACCAUUCAGGUAUUGCUUUUCGCUAUACUUGCUAUCGAACUCAAAAGAAAAGCACCAAAUGCACAUACCUUCCUUGAAAUUAUUUAUGUCCGUUAUGGAAAAGGAACUCAUAUCGUCUUUCUAUUCUUCGGUAUGGCCACUAAUGUUAUCGUAACUGCUAUGUUGUUACUUGGUGGCUCAGCUGUCGUAAACGCACUCACCGGUGUCGAUACUAUUGCAUCUUGCUUUUUACUUCCGCUUGGUGUAUUGGUUUAUACAUUAUUUGGUGGUCUAAAAGCAACCUUCUUGACAGAUUACGUACACACUAGUGUUAUUUUUAUUAUUAUUCUUUCCUUCUUAUUCACUGUUUACGGCUCAUCGGAUAUGAUCGGAUCUCCACAAAAAAUGUAUGAUUUAUUGGUUCAAGUCUCCGAAACACCUUGUGAUGAAGAGAAAUUCAAAAUCGAUUAUCCGAAUAUUGCGGAAUAUCCAUCAUAUGGGAUCUGUUCUGUAGCGGAAAAUGAACAAGGAUCAUUUGUAACGAUGGCAUCCUUACAAGGCUUAAUCUUCGGUAUUAUCAAUAUUGUUGGUAAUUUUGGAACCGUAUUUGUGGAUAAUGCUUAUUGGCAACGUGCUAUCGCGGCUCGACCUUCUUCAACCGUAAAGGCUUAUUUGAUUGGAGGUUUAUCAUGGUUUUCAAUUCCAUUCACCUUGGCUACAACUAUGGGUAUCGCCGGUGUUGCUCUUGUCGGUGCUGGUAAAUUAGAACCUCUUACAAACGAACAAGUUGAUUCUGGUUUAGUACUUCCAUUUGCUGCUACUGCUCUUCUGGGCAAACCUGGUGCUUUCGCUGUCUUGAUAUUAGUUUUCAUGGCUGUCACUUCUGCCGCUUCGGCUGAACUUAUUGCCGUAUCAUCGAUAUACACUUACGAUAUUUACCGUGCAUAUAUUCACUCUGGUGCUCUUGGGAGACAAGUUAUUCGACAAUCACAUUUUUCUGUUAUUGCCUUCGGUAUACUUAUGGGCGCAUUAGCUACUAUACUUCAUUACAUAAAUAUCAAUUUAGGAUAUAUGUAUUUGCUUAUGGGAAUUAUUUCUUCCCCCGCCGUUAUUCCUGUUGCGUUCACGAUUACAUGGCCAAAACAAAGUGCCCCAGCCGCUAUUUCUGCCGCUUUAAUAGGUGUUGUUUGCGGUAUUACGGCAUGGCUUGUCACAGCUCAAUCUCUAUAUCAUGAACUUACGAUUAAAUCGACUGGUGAAAAUUAUCCCAUGUUGGCUGGAAAUCUAUCUAAAUUGGAAAUUUUAACGGAUGAUGAAGUAGUUGCUAAUGCUAUCCAUGAUGAUCCAAUGGAAAAAGAUCCUGUUAGAUUAAGGGCGGCCUUCAAAUUUGCAGUUAUAAGUUCUGUUGUAUUAACGGUCAUACUGAUUAUAGUAUGGCCGUUACCAAUGUAUUUCUCAAACUAUGUUUUCACGAAACCAUUCUUUACAUUUUGGGUGGCAAUCUCAAUGAUUUGGGCUAUUUGCGCUACCAUUUGUGCCACGAUUUAUCCCGUUUUUGAAUCUAGACGUAGUAUUGGUAAUGUACUCAGCGGAAUGAUAAAAGAUCUCACAGGACAAAAACUUACUCGUAUGGAAGAGAAAAAUUUACAAUCGGAUAUUCCAGCGAUUGAAGAAAAGAUUAAUUAA
Messenger RNA from Funneliformis geosporum, 1941 nucleotides. The record is from the annotation of a GenBank genome assembly. NCBI's taxonomy places the organism in Eukaryota, Fungi, Glomeromycota, Glomeromycetes, Glomerales, Glomeraceae.